This is a messenger RNA of Tripterygium wilfordii, 2036 nucleotides long. RefSeq names its product probable protein phosphatase 2C 46. Gene Ontology annotation, molecular function: protein serine/threonine phosphatase activity; cation binding. The coding region runs from base 386 to 1567 and encodes 393 amino acids. The transcript has 5 exons. The record is from RefSeq and is a predicted model, not a curated record. Gene Ontology annotation, biological process: protein dephosphorylation. Lineage: Eukaryota; Viridiplantae; Streptophyta; Magnoliopsida; Celastrales; Celastraceae.
UUUUAUAGGGAGGUUUGUCUGCUAAGACUCUGAUACUGAGAGAGGCCCAAACAGGGAUAGAGAGUUUUCAGUCUGUUCAGUCACAGUGAUUUGUUAAACAACUCCUGUUCUUUAUCUGUAAAAGAAAAGAGAAAUUAAGAAGCCAAGGAAAAAAGCUUUGAUUUGAUGGAUCUAUAGAUCUAACGCCUUCAAACCCACAUGUAUUGCUCUGUUGCCUUUAGAUCUCCAUCACUUUCAUUCGGUUUUUGAUUUAGUAGCUGACCAGAAACUGUGCAGAUUGGCCUAAUUAUACUGGGACGGGAAGGGCGGAGCUUCUUGGUUUGAAGUGCUGAUUGCAUUAUUGUGGAUGUCGAGUGAUCGGAUGCUGGCCCCGGUGAGAUGAGGGAUGUUAUCAAAGUUGAUGAACUUCUUGAGGGCCUGUUGGUGGGCAUCCCCGGAACAGCCAGAUGCAACAGGCCGGCAAGACGGGCUCCUAUGGUACAAAGACAGUGGGCAACACUUGACUGGUGAAUUUUCCAUGGCUGUUGUUCAAGCCAACAACUUGCUUGAGGAUCAGAGCCAGAUUGAAUCUGGUCUAUUGAGCUCUCAUGAGUCCGGCCCCUAUGGCACCUUUGCUGGUAUAUAUGAUGGUCAUGGGGGUCCAGAGACAUCGCGUUACAUUAAUGAACACCUAUUUCAACACCUGAAGAGGUUUGCAUGUGAGCAACAAUCCAUGUCUGUAGAUGUGAUACGGAAGGCUUAUCAAGCAACAGAAGAGGGGUUUCUUUCUGUAGUUACCAAACAGUGGCCCAUAAAGCCCCAGAUUGCAGCUGUUGGUUCUUGCUGCCUGACCGGUGUGAUAUGUGGUGGGACACUUUACAUAGCAAACCUUGGUGAUUCCCUCGCUGUCCUUGGAAGGCUUGUCAAGGCAACUGGGGAAGUUCUCGCAAUCCAGCUCUCAUCUGAGCAUAAUGCCCGCAUAGAGUCUGUUAGACAAGAGAUGCAUUCUCUGCAUCCUGAUGACUCACAGAUUGUUGUUUUAAAAAAGCAUAAUGUAUGGAGGGUAAAGGGCUUGAUACAGAUUACUAGAUCCAUUGGAGAUGUGUAUUUGAAGAAGCCUGAGUUUAAUAGGGAGCCCUUGUAUGCGAAGUUCCGCCUUCGGGAACCUUUCAGAAGGCCAAUUUUAAGCUCGGAGCCUUCAAUAUCUGUGCAUGAACUCCAACCUCAGGAUCAGUUUGUCAUAUUUGCUUCUGAUGGGCUGUGGGAGCACCUUAGCAAUCAAGAAGCAGUUGAUAUAGUCCAAAAUCAUCCACGCAGCGGCAUUGCUAGGAGGCUUGUGAAGGUUGCCUUGCAUGAAGCUGCAAAGAAAAGGGAAAUGAGAUACUCUGAUCUGAAAAAGAUUGACCGUGGUGUUCGCCGGCAUUUCCAUGACGACAUCACAGUCAUUGUUGUAUUCUUAGACUUGAAUCUCGUUAGCAGAGCCAGCUCCGUCAAAGGACCUUCUGUAUCUGUCAAAGGGGGUGGCAUUAGCAUACGUGCCAAAACCCUAGCCCCCUGUGGCACUCCCAUGGAACACAACGACAACUAAUUACACAUGCUCCCUCUACUGUUGUCCCUAGAUGCAGAAGCCUCUCUUGUUCUUUCAUGACCUGGUAUAUUUGAAGGCGAAAAAGGAUUAGUUUUUGUUUUUUUUUUCUCAUUUUCUAUGCGCAGUGUAACUUAUUAUCAUGGGAUGUGUAUUUUAUUUAGUUUUCGAGCUCCUAAUGCAGAAAAAGUGAAGAAGAGAAUCAGGAGAAUUGAGCUGCAGGGAAGACCCACCAAAGAUUCUUUCUUCAGGGCAGUCUACUUGUUUAUUUUUCUGUAAAUUAUUCAUGUUAAGCAAAACAUCCCUUAAGAUCAGAGUUUCAUGUUUUUUAAUCUUUUUUUGGUACAUGGCCUCUCGAGAAUCAGGUUUUAGUGCCCAAGUGGAAGAUGGGUGUGUAACCAUGAUAUUAUGCUGUCAUUUCAGGUCAAGUAAAACCUAGAUCAGAUGUAAAUUGUAUGUUCUUUUUCUUCUC